Molecule: messenger RNA, 675 nt
Organism: Aureococcus anophagefferens
Lineage: Eukaryota; Pelagophyceae; Pelagomonadales; Pelagomonadaceae
Exons: 1
Molecular function (GO): ATP hydrolysis activity; ATP binding
Source: RefSeq, a predicted model, not a curated record
CGCGCGGCCCGGCCGCUCGCGUCCGUCGUUUUAAACGACCCCGACGCGGCGGCGGCGCUGCGCGACGACUGCGCGACGUUCCUCGCGUCCGAGGCUCUUUACGCGCGCCGCGGCAUCCCCUACCGGCGGGGCUACCUGCUCCACGGCGCGCCGGGCACGGGCAAGACGUCCGCGGCGCUCGCCAUCGCCGCGGAGCUGGAGCGGACGCACGGCCUGCGGGGCCUCUACGUCGUCUCGCCGGCGCUGGACGAGCUCAACGACGCGACGUUCGCAGAAGCCUUACGCAACGCCAAGAGCCCGUCGAUCCUGCUCAUCGAGGACGUCGACGCGGCCUUCUCCGCGCGCGAGGGCCGGAACGCGAACGGCCUGACGUUCAGCGGCCUGCUCAACGCGCUGGACGGCGCGCUCGCGCAGGAGGGGCGGCUCUUGUUUUUGACGACGAACCACCCGGAGAGGCUGGACCCGGCGCUGGUCCGCCCCGGCCGCGUGGACUACAAGCUGGAAUUCGGCCACGCGACGGACGACGCCGCGCGGCGCUACGCGGCGCACUUCUACGCGGACGCGGCGACGCCGGCGGACGUCGCGGCCAUCGCCGCGGCCGCCGCGGGCCAGCGCCUCUCCGUCGCGCAGCUCCAGGCCGCGUUCUCCCGCCACCCGGACGACCCGCGCGCCGCC